GCUGAUCGAUCGGCUCUGAUCGAUCAGCGAAGCCGCCUGCGCAGCUCCGCUCCCCGCCCUCCUCUUCAUCACAUCCCGUUGUCUCACUGGAGGAUGACUCGGUUGGAGGCUAGCGGCUAACCGGGCGGGUUUCUCAUGCCCCUUGUUGUUCCGUGGUGGUCCCGUGGAGCCGUCCCCGUCCCAACCCGGUCCGGACCGCAGGUGUGCGCCGCCCGGAGCGGCCCGGAUCUCGGCGCGGAGAUGCAGCAGCUGUUAUGUAAGAGCGGAGCCGCUAACGUUAGCCCGCCGCCAUGAAUGACGCGCAGCAAGAAAUGUCUCCGGACUUCGUCCUGAUGCGGCUCGUCUCCGCCGCGGAGUACGACCGGCUGGACGAGCCCGACGACCUGAUCCGGUCCGGAGGCGGCGGGUUCGGACCGGUGAAAGCCGCGCUGGGACACCGCGGCGGCGGGUUUGAUGUGGACCCCAGCGGCCCCUCGGCAGGCCUCGGAUCCGCAUCCCCGCACUACAGUUCGCCGCUCCCCGGGAAGGGAGAGCUGGAUGGCGGUCUGGGGUUGUCGCAGGGCCCGGCGAGCUCCGAGGCGCCGCUGUCCCCGCCGCCUGAAGACUUUGCCGCAGCGGCGCAGCGGUUCGUGGACGGUUCGGGCGGACACGGAUCCAGGGCACAGCUGAUGGUGUUACAGAACCUGCUGCGGUCCGGAUUGGAGCAGCCGUCGCCAGCUGGGUUCUUGCAGGAGGAACAGGAGAGACAGAAGCUGGAGCAGGGUCCAGGUUCGGGUUCUGCUAGCACAGCUGGUUCCCGACCUGGAGGCGGGAGGGAGCAGAACUCUGGCUGUGUCCCAUCCCCAGAGGAGAACCUGCAGUGGCACCCGGUGGUCAGACUAUCCAAAGGGUCCGACGGGCCUCAGAACCCCCAGCCGGUCCCUGCCCGGGACCCGGAGUCCAUCCCCAUCCUGUGCCACCGACACCGGCUGGCCAAGUGGCCCCCAGGUCUGCUGGACCAGGCCCUGCGCCUGGGCCUGCUGGAGCUCAGGAGAACCUGCCCGUCUGGGGCUGAAGACCCAGUUCUGGUGCUGGCCCAGAAGCUGGGUCAGCUGGGCGAGGGCAGGGAGGGAUUGGGUGAGGGAGAUGGGGUGCCGCUCUCCCCUCGCUGCUCCUGUCACAGCAUCCUGGCGGCGGGUCCUGUUGCCCCCGGAGACGACCCCAGCGACACCAGCGACGCUCUGCUGGUUCUGGAAGGCCUGGGGUCCGAGCAGGUCGGAGAGCUGGCGCAGGGGGGGGGCCGAGACGGCGAGGAGGAAGCUGCCUCCCCCCUGACGGUCCUGGAAGGGGGGGGCGAUAGGACACCGCGGAGGAAGUCGAGGAAGGGGGGGUCCCUGAAGGUCCGGCUCAGCAAGCUGUUCAGAACCAAGAGCUCCAGCGGCGGGUCGGGCGGCCUGCUGGACAAGCGACCGUCGCUGGCGUCCUCCACCUCGUCGGGGGGGAGCCUGCUGGACGUGUGGGGGUCCACCUGCAGCAGCACCGACCAGGACAGGCUGCAGGUGUCCAGGCCUCUCAGUGCCUUCUCCCCGGUGCCGUUCACUCCUGCUUUCACCGGUGAGACGGUCUCUCUGGUCGAUGUGGACAUUUCUCGCAGGGGGGGCAGCGCUCAGCACCCCCCCACUCCUCCCCCCCCUCCCAGGCGGAGCCUCAGCCUGCUCGAUGAUUUCGGGGGUCCUCCACAGCUCCAGGGGCCGUUCACGGAGCGCAGCGCGGGGGCCUCCAUGCAGUCUCUACCGCCCCGGCCGCUGGCGCUGCACCCGACCCUGAGCACCAUCCAGCACAGCCUGAGCCUCAACGACACGUUCCUGCGGGGUUUGCCCCGCCCGGUACCGCUGCGACCCGACGGCCAGAACCCGCCGCCCCGGCUCGCCCCCCGCUGCCCGCUCAGCCGGCCCGACGCCGGCAGCUUCGCCACCAGCCUGCGGGAGCUGGAGAAGUGCGGCUGGUACUGGGGUCCGAUGAACUGGGAAGACGCAGAGAUGAAGCUGAAAGGGAAACCAGACGGAUCGUUUCUGGUGCGGGACAGUUCAGAUCCACGAUACAUCCUGAGUACCACACACACACACACACCACACACCACACACACACGCAUGGAGCACUACAGAGGAACCUUCAGUCUGUGGUGCCACCCCAAGUUCGAGGACCGCUGCCACUCCGUGGUGGAGUUCAUCGAGAGAGCCAUCAUGCACUCCAAGAACGGAAAGUUCCUGUACUUCCUGCGCUCCCGAGUCCCAGGUCUGCCUCCGACUCCGGUCCAGCUCCUGUAUCCGGUCUCCAGGUUCAGCAGCGUCAAGUCUCUGCAGCAUCUGUGUCGGUUCUGCAUCAGGCAGCUGGUCCGCAUCGACCACAUCCAGGAGCUGCCGCUACCUACGCCGCUCAUCGCCUACCUGAGGAAGUUCUACUACUACGACCCGGAGGAGGAGAUCAGCGCGGCGCUACCGGACGGGAAGGGGGCCAGGGAGCCCAGCGGCCAGCCAGGGGUCCGGUCCCAAACGUAGCACCGGAACCGGGCCGGACCGGGACGCACCUGGAGCCCACCCACAGGUCUUUUCUUUCUCUGCUCUCUGGACUCGACCACUGAAGGACGUUCAAACACUCAAACUGGACUCAGACUGCGGCCAAUGGGCUCCCUCCGCUCAGUCUCGUAUCCGGGCGGGUUUCAGAUGAUCCUGCCUCCUCUGAUUGGCUCGCAGUGAGUCGCCAGGCGAGGGACAGGGGAUGAGGAGACUCCGCCUCCUUUUUGAUGUCAUCACUGAUCAGCUGGACUGAAGCGAGCGUGACGUCGCUGUUUAGAAGGAGGGGAACCGUCAGUCGCCUCCAGGAUCCCAACAAAUGCUGCGGAGCUCGACGUCCGGAACCGGGGAGGUUCUGUCGGUUCCACACGGAUCAUAUGUUUACUUCCCUUUCUGCUGGAGCCUCAGCAGGGGGCGCUGUUCGGUGGUACCAUAUGUUGAUCAGCUGCUCUGAUAAUCAGCCAAUCAUCAUUCAGCUUUUAAAUCAGAUAUUUUGAAUCUUUAAUUACAUAUUUAAUUUUCAGACUUUUCUGCUUUUAAAAAAAUGUAAGGAUAUUUUUUGAAUCGAUGAACUGCAGCUUUAAACUCAAAAGCCUGGUGAUGCAGGUCAGGUACUCACUUCUUAUCCUGAAGUUUAGUUUAUUUCUGCUAUUGAAUUUGAUGGUUCUGAUAACCAGAACCGAAUUAAAUCAUCUGUCAGCUAAAAGUGGGCGGGGCUUAAAAGAGGAAGACAACCCCGAGGAAGGAUCUCAAAACCCAAGAUGAGGAAGAUUUGGGUUUAAAUCUGCAGCUCAUGUCUGACCUGGUCAGUUCUGCUGUUUGUCUCUACGCUGGAUUAUCGAUAUUAAUGAAACCAUCAUGAGGCUUUUUCUCUGACUCGUCCUGCUGCUGCUGCAUUUGGUUCAGGUACGACAGCAGGUGUGGAGGGGCGGAGCCUCUGAAGGGGGCGGAGCCUCUGAAGGGAUGAUGAUGAAACUGGUUGGUGUAAAAGUUUGUGGUUCCAGGAACCAGAACCUGUUCAGAACUUUCAGUUUGUUUCGUCUUCAAACGGCAGCCCAUUCUUUGCCUUUUCAGCACAUUUUUUUUAAAUGUUCAAAUUUAAAAUGUAAUUUAAACUUUAAAUGCCUAGCUGUUCCUAUGUUUGAAAGCAUUGGCAAAAAUUAAAAAUGUAACUUUUAUUUCUCCAGGCCAAACACUAAGAACAGUUUGUAAUGUGCAACGUCAGCCUGAAAUUAAGGUACAAAAUAUGCUCUAGAUAUGAAAUUAAAGAGGGAAGCAUUUUUUACAUGUAGAUUUUCUUUUAUUUAAGCAGUUUUAAAUAAACACUCCUAUUUUUAGGGGUUAUUAGAUUUAAUUUCCUGUCACUAUUUCUCUCUAAUUCUACUUCAUUUCUUGAGAUUAUAGUUUUCUGGAGCUUCUUUGUGAAUAGAACCGACCCGGUUCUGGUUCCUCCAUGUAGCACCUUUUGUUAGCAUCAGAGUUUCCAUGGAUAAUGUCAGAGAAACGUUUUUAAAUUCAAUUCUCCGGGUUGUUUGGGAGAAACGUGCGGAUUUAUCCGACCUGUUUGGACUCGUUCCUGGUUCUGAGGGAUGAAGCAGCGACGGAUGGAUGAUGAUCAGAACUUUUCCAUCCGUGGUUUUCAUUUUUUUUUUGAAGAUGUUUGGAACUUUACUUGCUGUUGGGAAUAACAUCCAGAUCCUGGAGGCGACAGUCGCGCCGCGACGGCAACAUUACCAAAAAACUUAGAGCAGGGUUACCAUGACGACUACUGAGCUACAACCAUGUCAACAUCCUACUGUUCGCUCUCUGGGAGGACGGAUUCAGACACUGGGAACUCUGGGAAAACUGGAGGCGGGACCCAGACGUCCUGCUUGGACUCUUCCAUGAUGUCAAACAGUUGUAAAUGUUGACUGAAGACAUGUUGGUGUGGAGGAGCAGUAAUGUGUCGUUGUUGUGCCGUCACCUGUUAAUAAAACACGGUGGGACUGAAAGUCUGUCCUCAAUGAGACAAAAACCUUUCAUUUUCAGUUUAUGGGUCACAAAAUACAAACUUUAAUAGAAAUGUAAACAGAAUUCAACUGAAACACUUAAUGAACAAACUGUCAGAAACAAUGUAAAAAAAAAUCCUCCCUGCAGGUCAGAGGUCACCCCUGCCUGAAACGGAUCUGUUAUGACAAAAGAAAGUAAAGUUACCCUAAAAAUAUAUUUUUAAAUUCUAUAAGCUCUGUUUAAAAAUAGAUUUCAGUUUCAUUUACAGAUUUAAUAUAAACACAUUUUCUUAAAAUAAUUUUAAGGAUAAGCUUCCAAAUAACUAACACUACUAUCCUCAGAUUAAGAUGAACUUUAGGGUGAAUCAACUGUAAUAACAAUCGUUACAGGAUGC
This is a messenger RNA of Poecilia reticulata (guppy), 4935 nucleotides long. The record is from RefSeq and is a predicted model, not a curated record. NCBI's taxonomy places the organism in Eukaryota, Metazoa, Chordata, Actinopteri, Cyprinodontiformes, Poeciliidae.